AUGGAGGUCUCGCGUGGUGUGCCUAUAGCCACGUGGUCCUGCGGACAAUGCGCGCGCACAGUUCCCAAUCCCUACGCCAAGACGCCACACCCAACCGUGCUAGAUCACCAUCGGCCAUCGAGCACAAUACCCACGCUCGAAGGUAUGGCAGGCUGGUUUAGCUGGGUUAGUGGGAAGCGAGACAAUAAAAAUACUGCACGAGAUGCGAUUAUUGGGCUGCGUGAACAGCUGCAUUUGAUAGCAAAGAAGGAGGAGCAUCUCCAAACCAAAAUUGAUGAAGAGCUUCGCAAAGCGAAAGACAAUGUGACGAGCAACAAGCGUGCUGCGCAAGCUGCGCUCCGGCAGAAAAAGAUGUACGAGACAGAGCUGGAUCGUCUGGCCGGAAGCCGCAUGACUCUGGAAACACAGGUGAAUGCGAUCGAAAAUGCUAAUAUGAAUCUGGAGACGAUGCGGGCCAUGCAACGUGGUUCAGCUGCUCUCAAACACAUUCAUGCGAAUAUGGACAUUGAUAAAGUCGACAAUACCAUGGAUUCCAUCAGAGAAGAGAUGGCUCUUACAAAUGAGAUUUCCGAGGCCAUAUCAAACCCUGUGGGCUUGGGACACGAGCUAGAUGAAGAUGAAUUACGAAACGAGCUUCAGGAGCUUGAGCAGGACGAGUUGCACAAUCGGUUGGUCGGUGCGGAGGCUGCGCCAGCGCAUCACAUUUCUACGCCAACUCAAUCUGAUGCGACGAAAAAUGCACACGCCGAUUCAGUGGAUGAAGAUGCUGAACUUCGCGCAUUACAAGCUGAAUUGGCCAUGUAA
Malassezia globosa CBS 7966 is the source of this 804-nucleotide messenger RNA. RefSeq lists its product as uncharacterized. Gene Ontology annotation, cellular component: multivesicular body; ESCRT III complex; cytoplasmic side of plasma membrane. Gene Ontology annotation, biological process: vesicle budding from membrane; late endosome to vacuole transport via multivesicular body sorting pathway. The record is from RefSeq and is a predicted model, not a curated record. Bases 1 to 804 code for a protein of 267 amino acids. Lineage: Eukaryota; Fungi; Basidiomycota; Malasseziomycetes; Malasseziales; Malasseziaceae. The transcript has 3 exons.